ACAGCACUGUUUUCCAUGCUUGGAGUAAGAAGAAUUCCAUAGCUUUACAAGUGAUCAAAAAUUCAUGCGAGCUAGACACAUUAUUUGUGAUUUGGGAGAUUAGUUCUGCUACAGUUGCAUGGAAUACUUUGGCAAAAAAGUACCUCCCUAAAAAUACAAGCUCAGAUGUUCUUCAUGUUUUUAAAGAUGACAAUUAUGUGAAUUGGAGUGUUCAAGUAAAAGACCAUUUGAUGGCCCAUGAUCUUUGGGACAUGGUUGAAGAAACCAACAAACCUCAAGAAGAUGAUGAAGCUGCUUUUAAGGCUUGGAGCAAAAAGAACUUCAUGGCCUUGCAUGUUAUCCAGAUCUCAUGUGGAAGGGACUCAUUUUCUAGAAUUAAAAAGAUUAGUACAGCAAAAACAGCUUGGGAUACUUUGGCAGAAUGGAACCAAAUUAAUGCCUUCCAAAAGGCUGCGCAAAACUGGAACCAAAUUAAUGUUGACCAUGAGGCCUUCAAAGAGGACUUCAUAAAGGUUGUGGAAAGUGGUGAUUUGAAUGCUGUAGAGGAAUUCAUUAAGCGUCAUCCCGGCUCUGCGGGUUUGAAAAUCUCAAAUUUAGGCGGGACGGCUCUUCACGUUGCUGUUGCAGCUAAGCAUGAGCAUAUAGUGAAGAAGUUAGUGGCGAUAAUGUCAGAACAAGAAUUGUGUAUAACAGAUGAAGUUGGGGACACAGCUCUAGCUGAUGCAACUAUGUAUAGUAAAAAAUUGGCUCGCUAUCUCUAUUCUCGCACUCCAGAGGAAGAUCUAAAGCCAGAAACAGGCAAGAAUGGUGCUACACUUUGUUACCAUGCUAUAUGCCGCCGAAAUUUAGUUAACACCACAGAUAUUGCUUUGGAUUUAAUUGAGCGUUGUCCAAGUUUGGCUCUUGCUAGGGAUAAAGACGGUGACAGCCCUUUGUAUGCAUUGGUUUCUAGUCCUUUUGCAUUCCCGAGUGAAAAUCGGCUGGUAUUUUGGAAACGAUGGAUCUACAAGUCCUCAUCAAAGCACCGAGUAGAGAAGCUACUCCGCCUUGAGAGGAAAUUUCGUUUUUAUUUUGCAGUGCUAGUAUUGCGCCAACUAGUUGUGAAGCUCCUUAAAAUAUUUGGAAUCAAGGAUUUAUAUGACAUGAAGUUGAUCCAUGUCCAAGCCAAUAAACUUCUAGGCAGCAUGUGCGAGCAGUUUUCAAAGGCAAGUUAUAAAGAAUGGAAGGACAGUAAAGGUUCUGAUGCCAUCUUCUAUGCUAUCGAGAAUGAGAUUUUUAAAUUUGUUGAUAAAAUAGCCAAAGAAAGUCCACAAGUACUUAAGUGGAGCAAGAGUGAUGAUGAACGUUUUCCAAACGCAUUAUGGGCAGCUAUCUAUCAUCGUCAAGCUGAAAUAUUUAGCCUUAUAUGUAGGGUUGACAAUAAUAAUAAUCUAGUAUAUGACUAUGAUAAACAAGGCAAUAACAUAUUACAGAUGGCGGGAAAGCUACCACCUUCCACUUUGGUUAAUCGUACCGCUGGUGCAGCUUUUCAAAUGCAAAGCGAACUACAAUGGUAUAAGGCGGUGGAGAGCAUUGUCCCUCGCUACUGUGAGCUAAAAAACAAAGAUGGUAAAACUCCUAGAGAAUUGUUUACGGAGAGCCACAAGGAAUUGGUGAAAGAGGGAGAGAAAUGGAUGAAGAGCACAGCAACUUCUUGUACAGUGGUAGGUGCUCUUAUUGUCACCAUUAUGUUUGCUGCAGCCUUUACCGUUCCCGGCGGUAAUAACCAAAAUACAGGAUACCCAAUGUUCUUGAAGGAAAAAUUGUUUAUGCUCUUCAUAAUAUCCGAUUCCAUAUCGCUCUUUUCUUCUUCGACUUCAGUCUUAAUGUUUUUGGGAAUUCUUACGUCACGUUACUUAGAAGAAGAUUUCCUGAAAUCCUUGCCAUCGAAGAUGAUAAUAGGUCUUUCCACUCUCUUCUUCUCAAUUGCAACCAUGGUGAUAGCAUUUUCUGCUGCUCUUUUAAUUAUGUUACGUGAAUAUUCAUGGAUUUUCAUUCCAGCCAUUUGUUUGGCAAGUGUUCCUGUCACCCUGUUCGUGUGGAUGCAAUUCCCACUUCUUGUCGAGAUGGUCAUUUCAACUUUUGGACCAGGUGUCGUCAAUAGGAAAAUAAUGAAGCGCUCGAAAUUAUGUACCUACUUAUCGUCAUGCUGCUCCUGAAAGAAUACCUAUAGUUAAAAAUAUAAACACUUAUUGGGAUUCAUUAAUGUUUG
Corylus avellana is the source of this 2251-nucleotide messenger RNA. The record is from RefSeq and is a predicted model, not a curated record. Lineage: Eukaryota; Viridiplantae; Streptophyta; Magnoliopsida; Fagales; Betulaceae.